AUGCUUUCUGCUGACUCAUCUCUGCAGACCUGUGACUCUGCAGCAGUGACGUUGCGAAUAUACGAUGUCACUGGGGCGGAGGUGGUUUCCGGUCUCAAUCGGCUAUGUCGAGCCAUCGGCACUGGUGCCUUCCAUGCUGGUGUGGAGGUGUAUGGCCUAGAGUGGAGCUUUGGCUUUACGGACGACGGUGGAAGUGGCGUGUUCAGCUGCGAUCCAGGAGGAUGCGGAGAUCACGCCUACCGGGAGGCAGUGUACAUGGGUCGCACCCCCUUGCGUGAAGAGGAUGUUAUGAUGAUCCUGAGCAUGCUGGCACAAGACUGGCAAGGUGCGGAGUACGACAUCUUAAAUCGGAAUUGCUGUCAUUUCAGUGAUGCGUUUUGCAGGGAUCUUGGUGUUGGCCCAGUUCCAGGGUGGGUUACCAAUCUGGCUUAUGCGGGCGCCAAUGUCGAAGCUGGGCUUCGGCAUGCGGUUUCUGGCGUGCAGGCAGCUGCCGUCAUAGCUUCGGCCAAGGCCAUGCAGAUCGAGGAGGAGCUGGCCAUCAAGCAGGUGGUCACAGAUGGAGCCAGCCACCUCCUCGAGUGCAGCCUGGAAUUGGACCAGAGGUAUGCAAUCAGCGAGUCGGCCUCGGAGAUUGCCAACAACGCAGGCGACAUUGUUCGGGCUGCCGCUGGGGCGGUGGAGCAGGUCAACGACGUGACUUCGGAUGCCGUCCACAAGGUCACGGAAGCUGCAUUGAACCGGUCUGCUGCGCUCGUGCCGACCUUGGACCGUGACUGGAUCACCGACUCCUGUUGCAGCUUUUUUGCAAGGUGGGUGCUGGCCGCCACCCUCGGGCUUCUAUGCUAUGCUUUGCGUGAUGAGGCAGAGGACUUCCGUCUGGAGCAGCUGCGUGAGCAUGAGCGACAUUCCGGUGAGCCCACAUUGGGAGAGGAGAAGUCUUUCGCCUUCCUCGAGCCAGAGCCGGAGGAUUUGCAGGAUGUGCAGAACUUUGCCGCAAAGAUCGCAGGCGACAGCCGGCAAGGCCAGCGCAUUCGCGAGAAGAUCGCGGCAGAUCCAGGCACAGCAGCGGCGCUGCUGCAGCGCCUGGCGGGCCAGCAGCGUGGACUCGCCGACGGCAGGGAUCGUGAUCUACAAGCAUAUCAUCAUUUGCUGGAAUUGCAUUUUCAGGAUCGCGCCACCGCAAAUGCCGCCAGCUUGUCGCGUGGUCUUAUUUGGCAGCUCGCAGAAGACAUUCGCAGGAUUCGUCGACUCCAAAACAUGAGCUCAGAAGAUCUUCAUGCUGUUCCAGAAGAAGAGGUUGAUAAUUUUGUCCACUACUUCCGUGGUCUUGCGCAACGGGAACGACGUACAGGGCAGGCAUUUGCCGAAGGCAUGGGCCAAAAGUCCCGCAGUGCAGUGAUUUUUUCGUGCAGCUACGGGGACGGGCACAAGUCUGCUCAAUCUGCCGUGGAAGCCUUUCUGAAGGCUGCCGACUUUCAGGUGCAUUCCGUGGACACCACCCGUGAUCCUCGUUUUGAGGACUGGAUGCAGAAGGAGCUGGGCACUACCAUCGGGGACAUGUGGUACAACAGAAUGGUUCUGAGAUGGAAAAUGUAUAGCAUUGAGAACAUGAUGGAGUCAGCCAGAUCACUUUUGUUCGGACCUUUACAUCAGCCGUGUCCGUCUCCAACCUGCAACAAUCCAACGAAGGAUGCGCUUCGGAGCGUCCUCCUGGAUCUCCGGCCAGACAUCAUAGUCGGGGUCUGA
This is a messenger RNA of Effrenium voratum, 1746 nucleotides long. Lineage: Eukaryota; Dinophyceae; Suessiales; Symbiodiniaceae. The record is from the annotation of a GenBank genome assembly.